Prorocentrum cordatum is the source of this 657-nucleotide messenger RNA. The record is from the annotation of a GenBank genome assembly. Lineage: Eukaryota; Dinophyceae; Prorocentrales; Prorocentraceae.
AUGGGGCGGGACGGUGGCCUGACAGGCAGGCAUGCCCACAGGCCUCACGGGGCCGCCACGGUGACCCAGGAGGAGGCCGUGGAGGAGGAUUUCGACCCGCCGGAGGACGCCAAGGAGAUGCCAGUCAAGAACCCUCUGCGCAACCAGUUCAACUUCAGCGAGCGUGCGGCUCAGACGAAGAACCCCAUGCUCAGGGAGCGUGGCUGGAGUACUGAGCCUCCGCCGACGACGGAGUUCAAGGCGACCGUCACGCAAUGGGAGAUCUAUGACCAGUAUAUCCGAGAGAUCGAGGCUGCGAAGGAGAAGGAUAAGGAGGACAAGAAGUCAAAGCAAAAUUACGAUGACGAUGGCGAAAAGAAGAAGAAGAGCGAUGCGGACCCCACGUAUUCCGAGAACAUGAAGCUCUCCAUCAAGAUCAUGGAGCGCAUGGUCAACCAGAACGCGGAGAACGAGGUGUACCGCGACUUCAAGUACUGGGAGGAGACCGCAGCGACGAGUUCCGGGAUGGCGAGGGAUCCUUACUGCCGUUGUGGCGCUUCUCGUCGGAGAAGGCGAAGAAGAAACAGGUCACGUGCAUCAGGUGGAACCCGCGCUACAACGACCUCUGCGCCGCGGGCUUCGGCUCGUACGAGUUCCUGCGCCAGGGCACAGGCGUAA